UUUUUUAUUGACACUUUUAAUAUGACACAAGUGUGUCGUUUUAAAAAUAAAUUGCAAUUCCAAUUUAUACGGAUAGAAUUCGCCUCGACGGCUUGGGACACUGAACAUGACUGACAAUCCUUUUAUCCAUACAUAUUGAAGGUGGUGAUAUGUGUUUUCCAAUGGGAUUGCUGUAAGGGCGGGGCUUAAGUGCACAUCCCGUGGGCCUCCGCCUGUCAUCCUCAAGCGGAUUGUUUGUUGCAAAGAUGGAGUUCUUACUGGGGAAUCCGUACAGUACUCCAGUGGGUCAAUGCAUAGAGAGGGCCACUGACGGAGGCCUACAGAAUGAAGACUGGGCCCUCAACAUUGAAAUCUGUGACAUCAUAAACGAGACAGACGAGGGGCCAAAAGAUGCCAUGCGGGCAUUGAAGAAACGACUCAGUGGCAACAAGAAUUACCGUGAAGUCAUGCUGGCGCUAACGGUUGUGGAGACGUGUGUGAAGAAUUGCGGCCACAGGUUUCACGUUCAGGUGGCCCACAGAGAUUUUAUCGAUGGGGUUUUGGUUAAAAUCAUCUCACCCAAGGCGAAUCCUCCUACCAUUGUGCAGGACAAAGUGCUGUCUCUCAUACAGGCCUGGGCUGAUGCAUUCCGAAGUAGUCCUGAUCUUACCGGGGUGGUCCACAUCUAUGAAGAACUGAAAAGAAAGGGCAUCGAGUUCCCCAUGGCAGAUCUGGAUGCAUUAUCCCCCAUCCACACACCGCAGCGGGUAAAGAUUAAUGUGUGCAAAUAUGCAUUCAUGUAUUGUAGGUAUUUAUCUUUUUUAUGCACUCAGGGAACCCCAGAGGUGGACCCGGCCAUGAUGAAGUAUCUGGCCCCUGCAGCCACCAGCACUGCUGCUUCUGCAUCUCCUAAACCUGCCGCAAACUCACCUGCCGUUCAUGUCUCGCCACAUGGUCCCAUCACUGCAACUCCUGAACAGGUCGGCAGGUUACGUAGCGAGUUGGACGUAGUGAGAGGAAACAUUAAAGUUUUGUCAGAGAUGCUCACAGAGAUGGUGCCAGGCCAGGAGGAUCACUCUGAUCUAGAACUGCUACAGGAGCUCCAUCGGACAUGCAGAGCCAUGCAGCAGCGAGUCGUCGAACUGAUCUCCCGUGUGUCCAACGAGGAAGUGACCGAGGAGCUGCUGCACGUCAACGACGACCUCAACAACAUAUUCCUCCGCUACGAGAGGUAUGAGAGGUUCAGGACGGGAAGAGGUGCUCAGAGCAAAGGGAUGUUGACAGAGGCCACAGAUGACAACCUGAUAGACCUGGGUCCGGGCUCCCCUGCUGUGGUCACACCCAAAAUCACAUCCAGCUCGCCCCCGAACGGCACUGCAGGGACCACUGCCUCCCCAGCCCAUCACCCUGCUGCAGCCUCACUCUCCUCUGCAUUGGCUGGCCUUGAUGUCGGCCCUGCCAGUCUCCCAAGCCACAAACAAGAUGACUUUGACAUGUUUGCCCAGACAAGGACCAGCUCUCUGGCUGAACAGCGGAAGAAUGUCAAGUAUGAGGACCCCCAGGCUCUGGGCGGUCUGGCCUCGGCUCUGGAUGUCAGACAGCAGAACACAGGAGGGCUGAGGGUAAAAGGGGAUGAUAACCCAGCAGAUCAGGAGCUGCCCAUAGACAGCUGGCUUAUUACCCAAGGAAUGAUCCCUGUAUCGCAGUCCUCUGUCAUGGAUGACAUAGAGGAGUGGCUCUGUGCUGACGUGAAAGGUGAUACGGCAGACGAAGGCGUAACCAGUGAAGAGUUUGACAAGUUCCUGGAGGAGCGAGCGAAGGUGGUAGACACAUCACCUCCUGGGGCUAGCCCAGCUCACCCCGCCCCUGCCCCUGUUGGAUCUCAGAAGAAGGCCGAACGAACAGAAGAUGCCCUCUUUGCCUUGUAGACUCGUCUCAGGGUCGUUUGAAGAUCCUCAUCCUGAAUGAUUCUUCCUAAAAAUGGCUCUCCUGUCUUAUUUCAUCAACUAAACAGAGGUCCGCAGGUUAUAAGGUAAUACCAUUCGUGGAUGUAUUGGUCUGUUAAUGUGGGAUGUAGUGACGCCUUACAUCUCAUUUGUUAUGCUCCACCAAAAGAUUGAUGGCCUAACUUGCGAGUGCAGCAUCACGGACAAUAUCAUGAGCUAAUUACUAAUGUAUGCAUUAAUUGUUUUCAUGGUUAAAUAAUCUGUACUAUGCACAAGUGCUGUGCUUAUGGUCAUGCAUUUCCGUUAUUUCCCCCAUAAGUAUUUCCAGUAUUAUUUUAUUCAAUGUAUUGUAAUGCUUUUAAUACUGAACUAGGAGUUUGACGAGAGAGAGAGAAAUAAUGAAAAUAUAAGCAGCGUCUGUGUUUGCCAGCCGAACCUAUAACCAAAGGGAAUAUAAUACUCGUUUAGAAGAACUGCAUUUAACAUAUAGAACUGUUCCAAACAAACAUUUUGUCAUUUCCAACAAUAAUUAGGGCUAUCCUUUAAAAAUAUUGCUUAAUAACUUGCAGUGCGUCAAUUUCUGUGCACUUUGAAGCAAAAAAAAAGUGUGGUUUGUGUUUACAAGAUGCUUACUAUUUUUCUAGGGGAAGGGAAAUAUUCUUUAGAAUAUCUUAUAAUUUUGCACAUAACUUUAAAAAAAAAGUCUAGACUAGAAUAGAGUAGAAAUGACAAGAAAUGUCAGAUGUAUUUCAAACAAAUAAUGAUAGAUCAUAGAUACAAUACAUAUACAAUAUUGGCUCCUCACUAUAUUAUGUCAUCUAUAUACCUCAAACUACAGAAAUGUGACAUUCUGUACUUGGAGUUUAUUGUAAUAUCAUGAAAGAAGGGAGAUAUGCGUAUUAUGUGUUCCCUUGUUUUUGAGAGCAAAAUAUUUGUUACCUGUCAUUAUUUGGUGUUUGUGAUGAUGAGUGAUGCCAAACAAAACGGAUCAGACGAUAAAGAAUGUCUUGGGUAUUCUGAGGGUCCCAAAAAUCAAUCCCGUCUUAUUACCAGCCCUUUUGACUCCUUCUGGUUUGGUCUUAUUUUGCGCCGCACUUCAAAUAUAAUUUUUGCAGCUUGAGACCAAAACGCGGAAAAAUAAUCUGCCUACCUAAUCAGUAUCAGUAGAUAUAUUUAACUGAUGAAUUUUCAUCGAGCUUUUACUUUGUUUUGUACACGUUGAACUGGAGAAGAACUUUAAUAAUAUUAACAAACAUUGCUAUACAGGUGAAACAAAAACCACACGGCACUUCAUGUUGUCUUUAUGUGUUUCUGGACCUUUUAACAGUUACGUGUUGAUUGCAGCAGCAAAAAAAAAAUAACUCAUCAGGUUCUGUCACUGAACAUGUUUGACAACAGACAAAGCAGAACAUAACAAACUGUCAAUGUUGGUUUUACAGUUUGUGGACGUCCCAUGUCUGUUGGCUGCCAUUGCUGAUUGUCAGGUCUCUGUGACUUUUUUGCGCGUACAAUAUGUAACUGCCCAAAUAAAACACUAGCUAUGUGAGACCUC
Messenger RNA from Doryrhamphus excisus (bluestripe pipefish), 3477 nucleotides. NCBI's taxonomy places the organism in Eukaryota, Metazoa, Chordata, Actinopteri, Syngnathiformes, Syngnathidae. The record is from RefSeq and is a predicted model, not a curated record.